AUGAAGGUGCUGAAACAAAUCUUCUGUAUGUCCGUUAUAUCUGUUUUGGGCCAAGUGCACUGCGCAGUGGUAACUCCACAAUGCCCGAGCAGUGGAUACGAGAUAUCCAUACUGGGUUGGAUGUUACAAGGACACAUUUACAAAACGAUGGAGGCAAACUCCCCGCUAGGUUGCUUAUUCGCUUGUAGAGAAGACGAUCGAUGCCAAAGUUUCAAUUGGGUGAUCUCUCGUCACUUGUGCGAGUUUAAUAACAGAACAAAGGAAGCCAGACCUAAGGAUUUCGUUUCAAACACAGACAGAUUUUACUUUAGACGAUACAAAAACAGAGGUAAAAAGGUGUUUUAGACAAUACUACCUAAGAAACAGAGAAGACCUUAUUGAAACAUUUGAAAACAAUCAAAGACCUGUUCAGGUUUUGGGGGUGUCGUAAAUUCACUUCAAGUAAUACGUUUCAGUAUUUAGGCCACUAGGACUUAAAGAUUGAUAAAGAUUUCAGCGUCAUUGCAACAAAUCAAAUUCCCCACUUUAGAAAUGAGGUGGAAACUGGGCCUUUAACUUUCGCAAGGAAGUAUGGGACUGCUCUGUGGACAGGGAUCCCAGAAGUCUUUGCGAAAGGUAACUCGGCUUAGUUUCCUACCGUUUCUAAAGGGGCAAAUGCAAAACAGAGUUCAAUAGAGAGGACAGGUCAUUACGUUACGUUGCCUGGUAGCAACAUUUCUGGACGACAACAAACCAAAAUGUCACUUAAAAAGUAGAUUAGCACUGUUUCAAACUUUAUCGAUCUUAUUUAAUUUCAUUUAAUUUGUCAAAUGUUGACGACAUUUUGGGGUUGAAUCCGAAAGGACCGUAUCUAAGUUUAGAAAAAGGAAAAAAAACAUUCUGUUGUGCUCACCUACUCCAUAAAGUAGGCGAGUGAAAUUAGGAAGUUUCAUGUCGCAGUCGUUAAACAACGGUCAAGAAAUGUACAAAAAAGCGUGAUGGACGUGCAAAGUCGUUUUUUAUGGCGACUCUUCCAAAACCGAAUUCACGAAAACGAUCGAGAGCUCCACAUGAUGGCGCACUGGUUUGCUGAAGAGAUGACCCAAGCAAGAAUCUCAAAAUAACUAAUUAAUAUUUCUCCAGGAAAGAUGGGGACAAAAAAUCCACCACAAAUUAGCAAACACUUACGACAAAUUGAAGAAGAUAAAACCAUAAAAAUAUGAAGACAGUGGCAGGUCGGAGUCCGGGGAGGUGGUGGGAAAAAUUUUCAACUAAUGGCAAUAGCUGGAAGGGCCGCGCUAAACAUAUAACAAGUCUUUUAUACAGAACUAAACACGUUCGAUCUCCUGAUUGGCCAGGGAACCACCGCCUGCACACUGCUGAUAAGAAACGGGAAAUGCCUCGAACUAAAAUCACAGUAUGAUUCCAUCUUCUCAUCAUAAUGAUUGUUUUUGCUAAUAUAAACCUACUGCUUUUUUGCUGUUCGCCGUCGCCGUUGCAAAAACUCCCUCUUGUUGUGAUCUAGAAAUUUUGCUACCACUGUAACAUGACGUCACACUUCUCCUCUCUAAAUCUGUUCUGUCUCUCCAGUCCCUCUCGGUUCAAUUCCUGAACUGCCGGCUGAAUCUUGCAAGGAAGUAAUGGCAAGCGAGGAACAAGCGGUUAGCGGCAAGUACUGGUUAUACACCAUAAAAGACAACAUUCCUGUUCCAGCUCACUGUGAAAUGGAAACUUUCGGUAAGUUCUAAACUACACUGAAAAUACCCCUAGAAACACACUGCAGGCUUCUUAUUCCUAACCGUGGACAUUUAAUAGGCAGACUAACCUUUUCUUCUUUUCGUAUCACCGGCAGUCACCUCUAUUUCAAUUGCCAGAGCACCCUAUAGAAACCCAAUGAUUUGGUCAUUUUUACGUUUGUCCUCGGGUUUGCACGUGUGUAGUUCUGAUCAGUAUUACGGCUACUUUAAGCAUGCAAGUUUAUCCUGCAUUGAUCAAAUACCUAGCGUUUACAAAACUUUUGUUUUUGCACGUCCACACUAAAACAGUAAGAAGGCGUUCAAAAGUCUUUUUAUUAUUAUUUUAGAAAGCGUUUUUAAAAAAAUUCCAUCGUGCAAGUUUGCGUUUUCAAAAAUAAACCGAUUAGGUAGGGAAAAGAGGUCUUCCGUUUCUCGUCCCACUAAAAGACUAAUUGCUGGGCGCCCACAGGCAGGUUUUGUAACGCCUCUAGAGGGGCAUAGCCUUGGAAUAUGUCCAUACUUGAGACCACGGCUAAUAAUAAUAAUAAUUUAAUGACGAUUUACAUUCAUUGAUCAACAGCGCUUAACAACUUUAAAAAAAAACUACAAUAAAAUUCAAAUUUGUAAAACUAAUUACAUGCAUGUACAUGAAUAUUAACAAUGUAUAUUAAUAAUAAUAAUAAUAAUAAUAAUAAUAUAGAAUAUUUAUAAUGAUAAUAAUAAACUUAAUUAGUAAAACUAAUAAGUGAAUGUCAACAGGUUGCGUUGUAAAACCUGCAUGAAAUAAAUAAGUUUCCAGCUUGCAUUUAAAAAUAGCUAAUGAUUGAAUAUCACGUAAUUCAGCUGGCAAACUUUCCAUAAAUAUGGGGCAGCAGCAGAGAAAGAUCUGUCACCUAACGUGACAAGCAUUUUUCCUUUAGGAGGGUAUAGCAAUAAACUUUGAUUUGAUCUAAGAUUAUAUAUAGACCUAGGCUUAAUGUUAAUUAGUUCUAUGAUAUACUUAGGUGCCAAUCCAUGAAUAGCUUUAAAUGUUAAAAUUAAGAUCUUAAAAUGAACACGAUGUGAUCUACUCAUCGAACUCAGCAAAGAACAUCGGUGCGUGGUUCGACACUGUCAUGUCUAUGGACAAACAAGUAAACAGCAUACGUCAGUCUGCUUCCUACCACCUGCGCAACAUUGCUCAAAUCAGUAAACAUAUCUCUUUCCGUCAUCGUGAAACUUUGAUCCACGCAUUCGUAACAUCCAAGAUUGACCACUGUAAUAUACUACUCUCAGGCCGGUCUUAGGCAGGAUCAAGUCCGAAAACUCCAGUAUGUCCAGAAUUCAGCAGCCCGACUUAACAGGCUCACGUAAACACGAGCAUAUUACACCUGUACUAUGGUUACCCGUUCAUGAGUGUAUUCGUUUUAAAAUUUUACUAAUGACUUUUAAAUGUCUUAAUCAACUAGCGCCAUCCUAUCUCAGUGAUCUCUUAAUUCACCAUAGACCAUCAAGGACAUUACGUUCGUCUGAUAAAGAACUACUGGUACAGCCCCGCUGCCAUCUUAAAACUUAUGGGGAGCGAGCUUUCUCCUUUAUUGCCCCAAAACUGUUAAGACGUACCUUUUUAGAAUUUACUCAGAACUGUGAGAAUCAUUAAGUAUUACGUUUUUUCAGGCUUUUCUAUGUUAUUUAGUUUUCUUUAUCAUUCACUGUUGUAAAGCGCUGUUGGUUUAGUAGAGAAACAACGUUAUAUAAGAUUAUUAUUAUUUAUUACUAUUAAACGAACUUUAACAACCAGUUGCAAAAGUGCUGAGCUACUCUGACGAAAAACCGGCCUUCUUAAUUCAAAUCGCUGCUUGUCACUGACUCGUCCAGUGAGAUAUAAUACUCACCUCCCCCUUCCCCUCCAUUUAAAGUUGUUCUUCCAAAUGUUGAAUAUGGUCAUGUACUGCUAGCAACUUCGGUAAGGGAAGGAGCUGGGAUCACAAGCGCAAGAUCAUGGCCAGGCCAUUUAGGCAAAAAUAAGGUAUGGUAUAGUGUCUCAAACAUCUUUGAAAUUCGUUGUAGCUUUUUUAAAAGAGCUAUUAUACAAUAAAUCCUUCGUCGGUCAGUUACCUUUUAAACACGGCCGGUUGCACGAAAAUCAGUGACCUUUCGAUGCGUGCUCGCAGACUUCAAUAACCCGUUCAUCAAAGUAGUACUAACAGUACUGUUUCCAUUACAGUUAUGGAUGGAAGUGAGGCUGGAGGUGACCUUGUUUUGAUACAAACCUUCCUUCUUUCCUAUGUAAAUCAAGUUGUUCUUAUGCAAACUAGUAUUUUUCAAGGACAAUUUCUAUAACAAAGCAAAGGAGGUUUGUAUUAAAACAAGAUCAACCUCAACCUCACAUUUACUCGAAGGCUAGGGUACUAAGGGCCUGUUUACGUGGAGGUGGAAGACCCCAGAUAAGCGAGGUAACAUGUGGCGGGUCACCCCACCUAUCAUGUAAACAUGAUCAAAUAGGCCAUUUCCGAGUUCCCCCGGGACUCUGUUUCAAAACGAGGGUAGGUGCUCAACCUUUGACAUGGAAAUCAUUUUCAUUCUCAUGCAAAUAAAACUUAUUUUCACAAGAAAGGUUGUGCACCUAGCCUCAUUUUGAAAGCGAGCCUUUUUGAACUCGGAAGUGGCCUAUUAAAAUAAGAGAUUAUAUCGAAAGUUGAUUACCCUACCUAAGUGGGUUACCUCAACCUAACUGGGGUCCCCUACGUCCAUGUAAACAGGCCAUAAGUCCACAACUGUAAAAUAGUCUCUUGUUUGUAUAGAGCUUGUUAUACUCAUUUGAUCUCUUAAAAUUUGAGAACAAUAUACGUUUAAAAUAUUUUGACGCCGUUUUGGAACUUCAUAUAAUAAAACAACCUGUCUACUCUUUAAGCAUGUAUUUUUCGUGCGAUGAUCAGAUCCGAGAAACUCGCGAAGUUACGAAAAGCUUUAAAGUUUGAGUCUCAAAGAGACAUCUCAGUACGAAAGAAUAAAUGUUGUCAAAACAUAAGCCCCUUUCAAUGGUAUCUGCAGUUAUAUGGAAACACCACCUAAUUUUUCUAAAGAGGUCGGAAGAAAAUGGUUUUCGACCUCGUAUGGAAUCAUAAACCUGUGAAAAUUAAAAAGACCACUCUGAUAACAUUUUUUAUUUUAAGACCAAUUAAUUAAAAAUCGGUUAAUAUUACUUUAAAUUAUCACAACGUUUUGAUAAUAACAUUGUCAAAUGAACCUGUAGAACUUGUUUGUGCAACGAAGACGACGAAGUUUGGUUGUAAAAUACUUUAAGGGGUUCUAAAAAUAUAUGUAUGAAGAAAUAACUUAUACAACUGUGAUAAAACUAAGAAAAAGAUGAGCCAUAGGCUAAGGGAAUUUUAUAGUUUUCAAGCUUAAGCUUGUUUUAUCAUCUUUACUGUUAUUUCACUUGUUUUUAAGAAAAGAUAAUAAUCCAACUAAUCUAAAGCAUUUGUUCAUAAAUAUCUGUGUUUCAGAAUGCCUCCACUACCAAAGUUUGACCAACGGUAACAGGAAAGUGUCCCACGGUUCAUCUCCAGCUCUUUGUGAUAAGUCACUCCCACAUGGAUGGUAUCGUUUCCAAGGUAACGCGGGGACAAAAAUGCCUACGUCAUGCGUUGCUCCUCACAAAUGUAGUACCCAUGCCACUGGCUGGCUUAACAGUGCUCAUCCGUCAGUAGAAGAAGGCAAAGUCACCAAAAAGGUGUGCUUCAGCUGGGGCUCAAACUGCUGCAGGUGGUCGAUCAAUAUUGAAGUAAUCAACUGCGGAGUUUUCUUCCUGUAUCACUUCAGAGGAACGCCCCCACAACAUCCAUGUAAUCUUCGUUAUUGUGGUACUGACUGA
This is a messenger RNA of Porites lobata, 5571 nucleotides long. The record is from the annotation of a GenBank genome assembly. NCBI's taxonomy places the organism in Eukaryota, Metazoa, Cnidaria, Anthozoa, Scleractinia, Poritidae.